Messenger RNA from Octodon degus (degu), 4594 nucleotides. It is a transcript of the gene Irf2bpl, whose product is annotated as interferon regulatory factor 2 binding protein like. The record is from RefSeq and is a predicted model, not a curated record. NCBI's taxonomy places the organism in Eukaryota, Metazoa, Chordata, Mammalia, Rodentia, Octodontidae. Gene Ontology annotation, molecular function: transcription corepressor activity. Gene Ontology annotation, cellular component: nucleus. The transcript has a single exon. Gene Ontology annotation, biological process: regulation of transcription by RNA polymerase II. The coding region runs from base 1815 to 4166 and encodes 783 amino acids.
CCUCUUGAUGCCUCCUGGAGCAGUACGAAACAUCACAGCAUGUGAGAAAUAACUUUCAAAACUCUCUGCUGUAUAAAAAACCAUCAGUGUUGUUAAAGGCUGCCCCCACCUUCUUUUAUGAAACCCAGAAUAACCGCUCACCUGUUUGGUCUCUCCAGCACCUCCCCCUCCCUCCCGCAACUGCAGCUGCGCAAACCCCGUAAGUAGACUGUUUUCCUUAAAGGCCUCAGGGUGAUCAUAGCUUCUUUUAGUCUUUCAACCAAAAUUUUUAGAGUUCGGCUAGGGGGAGGGGUAGCUCACCCUAAUUUCACUUAGCGCCGUUUAAUCUCGGCUUCCUAGACCAGGGGACAAAAAACAAAUUCGAGAGGCAGUUUCUGUAAGACUAGAAAGCAGUUCUGUAGGUGCUGGGGUAUCAUUGGUGCCAAAGGAAUGCACAGUCCUUAACGGGGAUGGGAAAGGGGUUGAUCGCAGACGAAAUGGGUAAUACUUUACAUGAAAUUCAUAGCGAAAAUCCUAGAACAGGACAUUUAAAUUCACUGCGUGAGAUGGACUGGGUGGGGAACUGCAAUCGGAAACGACGCUUGUGUUUUUUAAAUGCGUCUUUACUUGGGAAAGCAGGGCAGGGAAAGAAAGGUCAUCGUCUGUUUGAUUUCCACCCCCGGCCUCGGACUUCCAGCCUUAGCUCUCGGCGGCCUCAGCUGUUGUACACACACAGAGGGGAGGGGGGAAGGGAGGGUGGAGGCGUGGAGGAGGGGCUGGCUGGGAGGAAUCUGGGCGCCCUGCCGCGCAUGCGCCUUUCCGGAGCAACAAGUGGGCUCCACAGACAGAGGAAGUGUAAAGGGGGGUGGGGGGGACUGGUGCAGAGCAUGGCGGUGACGUCAGCGCUCCGCCCGGGCGGCAUCCCGCGCGGCCAAGCUGGGGACAGCGCGAGCCGCAGCCCGAGAAGGAGCGCCGAGACGCGCCUCCGGAACGUAGAGUAACAAUCACAACCCCACAUUCCGGGCAAGCGCGAGCGGGAAGGGAUGCAACCCGGGCGGAGGCGCCGCGCGAGCGCCCUGCAGCCAACGUGAGCGCUGCGACCCUUGGCGGCCGGGGCGCCCGUCAGGCCAGGGGGCGCCGGGAGCCUGAGUGCGUGCGCUCCUCUCCUCUCGUGCGUCCUGGAAGCGGUGGCCGCGGCAGGUCCCUCCGGCGUGCAAACUCUGCCGCCACCAGCGGAACGGCUGACCCUACGGAGAGGAGAAGCUCCUCUCACGGCUGCCACCUCCCUCCCCAGGCCCUCCGGGGAAGCAGCGGCUUCAGCAAGACUGGACCCGGGCAACGGGUGGCACAGCCCUCUAGCCCUGGCCCCAGGGUGCCUGGCGGGGAGAGGACGAAGCUCGUAGGGGGCCCCCGGGGGAGAGGAAGAGACAGCCCCCUCUGCGCGUCCACGCACCAGCCGCUCCGGGGAGGGGGCCCAGAGGCAGCGGCGACCGGCACCGGACACCCUCGCCCCCUCCCCCUGGGCCCGGCGCGUCCAGCCCCGACCCGCGACACCAGGAAGAAGGCGCCUGAGCUCUCCCGACGCGACAGCCGCAGUAGGAGGUGGGGGCGAGGAGCGCGUACAGCCUGUCGCCGCCCGGGCAGUGGGGCCCUCGUGGAGAGGCGCUGCGCCCGCGGUGGAGACUCGCGUUCCCUCCAGCCCCUGGGGCAGAACUUUCUCGCCCCCUCUCCCUCCCCCGCAGCCGGACUCCCUCCCCAACCAGCCAGUCCUCCCGGAGGAGAAGGCGCCGCGGAGACAGCCCGGGCGGGGGCCUACUUUCCCCAGGGCUGGCAUCAUGUCGGCAGCGCAGGUGUCCUCGUCCCGGAGACAAUCUUGCUACCUGUGCGACCUGCCCCGUAUGCCCUGGGCCAUGAUCUGGGACUUCUCGGAACCCGUGUGCCGCGGCUGCGUCAACUACGAGGGCGCCGAUCGCAUAGAGUUCGUGAUCGAGACAGCGCGGCAGCUCAAGAGGGCUCACGGCUGCUUCCAGGAGGGCCGCUCCCCGGGGCCGCCGCCGCCCGUGGGGGUCAAGACGGUGGCCCUGUCGGCCAAGGAGGCGGCGGCGGCGGCAGCAGCAGCGGCUGCUGCAGCGGCCGCAGCGCAGCAGCAACAGCAGCAACCGCAGCCUCCGCAGCAGCUCAACCACGUCGACGGGUCCAGCAAACCCGCGGUGCUAGCGGCUCCCGCCGGCCUGGAGCGCUAUGGCCUGAGCGCGGCUGCUGCCGCCGCCGCCGCCGCCGUCACGGUGGAGCAGCGCGGCCGCUUCGAGUACCCACCACCGCCGGUGAGCCUGGGAGGUGCCGGCCACGCCGCGCGGCUGCCCAAUGGUCUGGGGGGCCCCAACGGCUUCCCCAAGCCGGCACCGGAGGAGGGACCCCCGGAACUGAACCGUCAGAGCCCCAACUCAUCGUCAGCAGCAGCGGCUUCGGUGGCAUCUCGGCGUGGGACACACGGGGGACUGGUGACUGGGCUGCCCAACCCGGGGGGUGGCGGGGGACCCCAGAUCGCCGUGCCCCCCAACCUUCUGCCGCAGACGCUGCUUAACGGCCCGGCCAGCGCGGCUGUAUUGCCCCCGCCCCCACCCCACGGGCUGGGCACUCGUGGGCCCCCCACGCCCGCUCCACCUGGGGCACCCGGGGGUCCUGCCUGUCUCGGGGGUGCCUCGGGCUCAUCGGUGGCGGCGUCUUCUGCGGCGUCUUCGACCUCAUCGUCGGUGGCAGAGGUGGGCGUGGGUGCUGGUGGCAAGAGGCCCGGGUCGGUGUCGAGCACCGACCAGGAGCGCGAACUGAAGGAGAAGCAGCGCAACGCGGAGGCCCUGGCCGAGCUGAGCGAAAGCCUGCGCAACCGCGCAGAGGAGUGGGCCAACAAGCCCAAGAUGGUCCGGGACACACUGCUCACGCUGGCAGGCUGCACGCCUUACGAGGUGCGCUUCAAGAAGGAUCAUUCGCUCCUAGGCCGUGUCUUUGCCUUUGAUGCUGUCUCCAAGCCUGGGAUGGACUACGAGCUGAAGCUAUUCAUUGAAUACCCCACCGGCUCAGGCAACGUGUACUCCAGCGCGUCCGGUGUGGCCAAGCAGAUGUACCAGGACUGCAUGAAGGACUUCGGCCGGGGUCUAUCCUCUGGUUUCAAGUAUCUGGAGUACGAAAAGAAACAUGGCUCCGGGGAUUGGCGCCUGCUUGGGGACCUGCUGCCCGAGGCCGUGCGCUUCUUCAAGGAGGGCGUGCCCGGUGCAGACAUGCUGCCCCAGCCCUACCUGGAUGCCAGCUGCCCCAUGCUGCCCACGGCGCUGGUGAGUCUCAGCCGCGCCCCUAGCGCACCUCCGGGCACGGGGGCCCUGCCCCCUGCCACUCCGUCGGGCCGGGGCACAGCCUCUAGCUUACGCAAGAGGAAGGCAUCCCCAGAACCCCCGGACUCCGCCGAGAGUGCCCUGAAGCUGGGCGAGGAACAGCAGAGGCAGCAAUGGAUGGCAAAUCAGAGCGAGGCACUGAAGCUCACCAUGUCCGCGGGGGGCUUUGCGGCACCGGGGCAUGCGGCUGGGGGUCCGCCUCCACCACCCCCACCCCUGGGACCCCAUUCUAACCGGACCACCCCUCCAGAGUCCGCCCCCCAGAACGGUCCAUCCCCCAUGGCUGCCCUUAUGUCGGUGGCAGACACUCUGGGCACGGCGCACUCGCCCAAGGAUGGCAGUUCCGUGCACUCUACCACUGCGUCCGCGCGGCGCAACAGCAGCAGCCCAGUGUCGCCCGCCUCCGUGCCGGGGCAGCGCCGCUUGGCAUCACGUAACGGGGACCUGAAUUUACAGGUGGCGCCCCCGCCGCCUACCGCCCACCCGGGCAUGGACCAAGUGCACCCCCAAAACAUUCCGGAUUCCCCCAUGGCCAACAGCGGACCCCUCUGCUGUACCAUUUGCCACGAACGUUUGGAGGACACACAUUUUGUUCAGUGCCCAUCUGUCCCCAGCCAUAAAUUUUGCUUUCCUUGCUCUAGAGAGAGUAUUAAGGCCCAGGGGGCCACUGGUGAGGUGUAUUGCCCCAGCGGAGAGAAAUGCCCCUUAGUUGGGUCGAAUGUACCUUGGGCCUUCAUGCAGGGCGAAAUUGCGACUAUCUUAGCUGGGGAUGUUAAAGUGAAAAAGGAGAGAGACCCUUGAACCACAGGGCAGCCACUUCCUUUGCCCUAGACCAGCUCCUCUCCAAGCCAGAGGGCCCCUCACUCCAGCUCCACCUUCCCUUCCCUCACCCCCAAGAUGUAGAAUUGUGAAUAUAACUGCAAAAAGUUAGUCUUAUGUAUAGACAUUAUUUUCGUCGUAUGUUUCUAUAUUUUGAAACAAAGGUAUGUAACUUCUUCAUUUGAAGGAUAAGCUGGUUUGUGUUAAGCAGUAUAAUAUUGGUUGGGUCAUUUGCAUCAUAUUCGUUAGCAUUUAUUUGGUGGCAGAAUGUUUGCCUAGGUACAAAAUUAAUAGCCUUUAGCAACGACUGCUGCUGGUGUGUAUUUUUGUAAAUGUUAUGCACUCUGAAAGGAAAAACACACAAAAGAAAAAGACUUUUUUUGCCAAGGCCAGUGUUGCUGCCUAAAAAA